Molecule: messenger RNA, 1370 nt
Organism: Lecanosticta acicola
Lineage: Eukaryota; Fungi; Ascomycota; Dothideomycetes; Mycosphaerellales; Mycosphaerellaceae
Source: the annotation of a GenBank genome assembly
AUGUCUCCCGUCGUCCUCCAUUUCCGGGCGGAGACGAAGCCGUUGGAGCACCGCUCCGCGGUCACGCCCACAAUCGCAAAGAAGUUGGUCGAGGCGGGCUACACAGUCCAUGUCGAGAAGUCGCCCUUGAGCAUCUUCCCGGAUUCCGAAUAUGAGGGAACGGGUGCCACGCUCGUGCCGACUGGUUCUUGGACCGACGCACCGAAAGAGCAUAUUGUCAUUGGCUUGAAGGAGCUGCCGGAAGAGGACUUUCCGUUGAAGCACACCGUAAGUUCUUUUCAGUUCACUCGCUCGAUUUGAGACAACGCUGACGGUUGAACAGCAUGUACAAUUCGCACACUGUAUGCCAUCUUUGACACUACCAGAUCUUCCGAUUCAGUUCUCAAGCUAACACCGUGAAGGCUACAAGGGGCAGGGCGGCUGGGACAAAGUGCUUGGACGCUUUCCCCGCGGCAACGGAACUCUCCUUGAUCUAGAAUUCCUCGAGGAUGAGAGCGGCAGGCGAGUCGCGGCGUUUGGAUACGUAGGCGAAUCGCACUCUGCUUUUUGGAGCGCCCGUACUCACUCUCCAUAGCACGCUGGAUUCGCUGGAGCCGCUCUAGCCUUGAUGACUUGGGCGUGGCAGCUCACCCAUGGCAAGACCGAACCCUUUCCUGGAGUGACCCCUUAUGAGAACGAAGACUUGCUCAUUAUCGACGUCAAGAAGGCCGUGGAGGAAGGCAAGGCAAAGGCUGGCAGACUGCCACGAGUCCUUGUUAUUGGUGCGCUUGGCCGAUGUGGUCGCGGUGCUGUUGACCUUAGUGUCAAGGCUGGUGUCGAAGAUAUCUUGGUACGUAAGUAUUCGACCAUCUUACGAGCAGCUGCUGAUCUUGACUUAGAAAUGGGAUCUUCCGGAGACUAGUGCCAAGUCGGGACCGUACCAAGAGAUCAUCGAGUCGGACGUCUUCGUCAAUUGCAUCUACCUGUCUGCGAAGAUCCCACCGUUCAUCGACGCGAAGUCACUGGCCUCGCCUAACCGCAAAUUGAGCGUGGUGUGCGAUGUGUCUUGUGACACCACGAACCCGAACAACCCCAUCCCAAUAUACGACAUCAACACCACCUUCGACAAGCCCACUGUGCCAGUCGAGCUGGGCGCAGAAGCUAACGACCUUCCCCUGAGCGUGAUCAGCAUCGAUCACCUCCCGUCUCUCUUGCCCAGAGAGGCUUCCGAAGCCUUCAGCGCGGCUUUGCUACCCAGCCUCCUCCAGCUGAAAGACUGGAAGACCGCUCGGGUCUGGCAACAGGCUGAGAAGCUGUUCAAAGAGAAAUGUGCAACUCUUCCAGAUGGCGCUGUCGACACCAAGGCAGAGCUGCUCGCGAAUCAGUCGUGA